AUGGCAACCUUCUUCAUGAUCCUGCUAUUACUAUCACUGCUUCCCCUCCACUCGAGUGCCGUGCCUCGCGACACUCUACUCCUGGGAUCCUCGCUCUCUGUCGAGGAGCACCAGACCGACGUUCUGCAAUCGCCUGAAGGCACUUUUGUCUGCGGCUUCCACAACAUCUAUGACAGCGCCUUCACCUUCUCGAUAUGGUACGCCAACUCGGCGAACAAGACGGUCGUCUGGACUGCAAACCGUGGCCGCCCCGUGCAUGCCAGGGGGUCGGUGGUCACCCUGCGGAAGGACGGUGCCAUGGUUCUCACGGACUACGACGGCGCAGUGGUGUGGCAAGCAGAAGGAGACCUGGCGGGCGUGCAGUACGCCAAGCUCCUGGACACUGGAAACCUAGUUAUGGCGAACUCCAGCGGCAUGGUUGUGUGGCAGAGCUUCGAUUCACCAACAGACACCCUCCUGCCGACCCAACACAUCACUUCAACUACGACGCUGAUUUCCACCACUCAUCUGCAUGUUUCAGGUCCCUACACGUUCCAUUUCACGGAUUCAUCGAUACUGUCCCUCAUUUAUGAUGAUGCCGGUGUCCAUGAAAUAUAUUGGCCAAACCCUGACAACGGAGAGUAUCAGAAUGACAGGAAUCGGUAUAACAGUACAAGGCUUGCGUUUAUAGAUGAUACUGGCAGGUUUUUUUCAAGUGAUUUCGCCAACCAGCAGCCACUUGUUGCCUCUGAUGAAGGUGUUGGGAUCAAAAGAAGGCUUACUCUGGACCCCGAUGGUAAUCUCCGACUCUACAGCUUGAAUGAUUCAGAUGGCAGAUGGUCGGUUUCCUGGAUUGCAGUGUCUCAGCCUUGCAAUAUUCAUGGCUUGUGUGGUCCGAAUGGGAUCUGCCACUACUUUCCUACACCUACAUGCUCUUGCCCACCAGGUUACGUGAUGAGCCAACCUGGUAAUUGGAGCCAAGGCUGUAGACCUGUAGUAGACAUUGUUUGUACUGCUAAGAAAGCGCAACCUGUCAAGUUCUUGCGACUUCCAGGCACUGACUUUUGGGGAUCCGAUCAGCAGCAUGUUGAGCAUGUAUCCUUGCAGGCUUGCAAGAACAUAUGUAGGAAGGACUGCACCUGCAAAGGCUUUCAGUACCAGCAAGGAACAGGGACAUGCUAUCCAAAGGCUUUCCUUUAUAAUGGGAAGGCAUACACGGCACCUACAAUAUCGACGCCCAUGAUGUAUCUCAAGCUACCAGCGGGCGUGAAUAUUUCAGGUAUUUCAGUUCCCCAAACCAAUGUGCUUAUUUCACCAAGAAAGCAACAUCCUGACUGUGGCCAGAUGAGCGCAUCAACGAUGGAACUAUUUCCGGAGAUUCACAAGUCCAGCCAGGGGGAAGCAAAAUGGUUUUACUUCUAUGGGUUUGCAGGUUCAAUUUUUGUUCUUGAAGCCUUCUUCAUUGCAUCCGCAUGGUGCUUUGUUUUGAGAUGGGAGUUAGGAGCGUCCGAAAUACAAGCAGUUGAGGAAGGCUACAAGGCCUUGACCAGUAAUUUCAGAAGAUACAGUUAUAAAGAGUUGGUUAAAGCAACAAGAAAGUUCAAAGAUGAGCUUGGAAAAGGAGGCUCAGGGAUUGUCUACAAGGGAGUCUUGGAUGACAAUCGAGCAGUUGCUGUUAAGAUGCUGGAAAACGUAAGGCAAUGCGAGGAGGAGUUUCAAGCAGAACUGCGCAUAAUUGGGAGGAUUAAUCAUAUGAAUCUAGUAAGGAUAUGGGGGGUUUGCUCUGAAAGCUCACACAGGAUGUUGGUCACUGAGUAUAUUGAGAAUGGAUCAUUAGCUAAUGUCCUAUUCAAAGACCACAUUCUGCUAGAGUGGAGGCAGAGGUUUAAUAUUGCGUUAGGCGUGGCAAAGGGUUUGGCUUAUCUUCACCAUGAAUGUCUUGAGUGGGUAAUACACUGUGAUGUGAAGCCAGAGAACAUACUGUUGGAUCGGAAUCUAGAACCUAAGAUUGCUGACUUUGGGUUGGCGAAGCUGCUGAACAGAGGUUCCUCUAACCAGAAUGUGUCAAGAGUUCGAGGAACCAUAGGUUACAUAGCUCCAGAGUGGAUCAGCAGCCUCCAGAUCACGGCCAAGGUUGACGUGUAUAGCUAUGGGGUUGUGCUUCUUGAGCUAGUCUUGGGAAGACGAGUUCUCGACAUGGCUCUAGCUGCUAAUGAGGAGGUGCAUAAGGUGCUUAGGAAGUAUGUAGCCAUGCUAGCUCUUAUGUUGGAUAAAGAGGAACCCUCUUCAAUUGCCGAGGUUGUGGAUUGCAGGCUGAGUGGCCAAUUCAACUACAUGCAGGUAAGAACACUAAUCAAAUUGGCUGUCUCAUGCGUGGAUGAAGACAGAAGCAAAAGGCCAACGAUGGAAUCUAUAGUGCAAAUGCUCCUUUUAGCUGAUGAAUCGUGUAGCAUGUGCUAG
Molecule: messenger RNA, 2439 nt
Organism: Miscanthus lutarioriparius
Lineage: Eukaryota; Viridiplantae; Streptophyta; Magnoliopsida; Poales; Poaceae
Source: the annotation of a GenBank genome assembly